CACAGGCAGCGUAUCCUCCGCAUAGUGGGCUGCAAUAGACAUAUAUCAGGCCUCCAUAAUGGCUGUGUUCUUAGCCUUAGCGUUACAAAGUCGCUUAAUUCAUAGCUUCAGUCGCGCCAAAUGCGUGAUUAUAUUCAGUUAGCAUCCGUUAUUUUAGACAUUUUAUUUAUUGUCACCGCGCGUCUGUAUAGACAGCAUCAGGAUCACGCGCUGUUCUCCGGCAAUUGUUCCCACCAUAUUCUCAUGGCGGAGACUAAAAUAAUUUACCAUAUAGACGAGGAGGAAACUCCUUAUUUGGUGAAACUGUCAGUAGCUCCAGAGAAGGUAACUUUGGCAGAUUUCAAAAAUGUCCUCAGCAACCGACCGGUCAACAGCUACAAAUUCUUCUUUAAAUCUAUGGAUCAAGAUUUUGGGGUUGUCAAAGAGGAAGUCUCUGACGAUAACACCAAACUGCCUUGUUUCAACGGGAGAGUGGUGUCAUGGCUUGUAUUGGCCGAGAGCUCCCAUACGGAUGGGAUGUCGGUGUGCACUGUCAGUCAUACUGAGCUGCCCCAACCGCUGGAGAGGACAGGAGGUAUUGGAGACUCCAGACCCACCUCGUUCCAGGUUGUCAAAGAGGAAGUCUCUGACGAUAACACCAAACUGCCUUGUUUCAACGGGAGAGUGGUGUCAUGGCUUGUAUUGGCCGAGAGCUCCCAUACGGAUGGGAUGUCGGUGUGCACUGUCAGUCAUACUGAGCUGCCCCAACCGCUGGAGAGGACAGGAGGUAUUGGAGACUCCAGACCCACCUCGUUCCACGCUAAUGCAGUGAACAGUAGAGACGGGCUGGACACAGAAACUGGAAGCGAGUCCGUUCUCCAACACCGUCGAGAGCGGGAACGAGAAAGGACCAGACGGAGGAGAGAUGAAUUCCCACGUGUGAACGGUCACUCUAAAGCCAAGCGGGUGGUGAGGGACACAGCCAUGGCCUGUGACAGUGGCUCUGUGAUGAGCAGUGAGCUGGAGUCAAGCUCCUUCAUUGACAGUGAGGAGGAUGAGGACGCUAGCAGGCUGAGCAGUUCCACGCAGCAGAGCUCUACUUUUCAGUUAAUGAAGAGACAUAAGCGCAGGCGCCGGCGACACAAAGUGGCUAAAAUCGACAGGUCAUCUUCCUUCAGCAGUAUCACAGAUUCAACCAUGAGCCUCAACAUCGUCACAGUUACACUUAAUAUGGAGAAAUAUAACUUUCUCGGCAUCAGUAUAGUGGGCCAAAGUAACGAUAGAGGAGAUGGUGGGAUCUACAUUGGCUCUAUUAUGAAGGGAGGAGCGGUGGCAGCAGAUGGGAGGAUAGAGCCAGGCGACAUGCUGCUGCAGGUAAAUGACAUGAACUUUGAAAACAUGAGCAAUGAUGAUGCAGUCAGGAUCCUCAGAGAGAUCGUCUCAAAGAACGGUCCCAUCAGUCUCACCGUUGCCAAAUGCUGGGAUCCUUCCCCUCGCAGUUACUUUACAAUACCCAGAGCUGAACCAGUUAGACCCAUUGACCCGGCAGCAUGGAUUUCCCACACUACUGCACUUACAGGAUCUUACCCACAAAACGAGUUUGACGAUCUCCCUCUUACAGUGGGAAAGACAGACAUGGCCACUGUUGUAAAGGUGAUGCAGCUUCCAGACUCAGGAUUAGAAAUAAGGGACAGAAUGUGGCUGAAGAUUACUAUAGCUAAUGCUGUUAUAGGAGGUGAUGUAGUAGACUGGCUGUACUCACGGGUCGAGGGAUUCAAAGACCGGCGGGAUGCCAGGAAAUACGCCAGCAGCCUGCUGAAACAUGGCUAUCUCAGACACACUGUCAACAAGAUCACCUUCUCUGAACAGUGUUACUACACAUUUGGAGAUCUCUGCCAAAAUAUGGCUACACUAAACUUGAAUGAGGGAUCGAGUGGUGCUGGUUCAGAGCAGGACACAUUGGCCCCUCUUCCCCCUCCGUCCACUAACCCGUGGCCCAUGGGUGGCCAGCCCUUCCCCUACCCACCCUUCUCCACAGCGCCCUCUGGUUUCCCCCCAGGUUAUUCCGACCCCUGCCACAGUUUCCACAGUGGCAGCGCAGGAAGUCAUCACAGUGAGGGAAGUCGAAGCAGUAGUUCCAACCCUAGUGUUGGGAGGAGCCAGCGGCCUGUGCCUAGGGACAAGGACCGCAAAUCAGCAGGCAGUGGCGGCAGCGAAUCGGAUUCAGGCAACCGAGCAGGUGGGAGGCGGGUUGAGCGUUCAUCCAGCCAGUUGAGCCACCGUAGCCAUGCGCUGUCAACUCGCAGCCACACUCAUUCCCGCGUCCUGUCCCAACACAGCCGCACCUCCUUCUCCUACAGCCACGCUCCCUUUUCCAAGUAUGGCCACACCUCUUGUGCGCUCAGUGAACGAAGCCACGCUUCCUCUUACGGACCCCCAGGCUUGCCUCCUCCCUACAGUCUGGCCAGAUUGACCCCUAAGGGGGCUAUCAGCAGUGGGCCCCCAGGGGCCCCUCCAGUGAGGGAAAUAGGGGCCAUACCACCGGAACUCACCGCCAGUCGCCAGUCUUUCCAGCAUGCCAUGGGCAACCCUUGUGAGUUUUUUGUGGAUAUAAUGUAAUCUGAUGAACAAAUAAUAAAUAGCAGUACAAUAAAAAUCUCACAAGGUGAGUCCCAUAAAUACAUUAUCAACUUUUACCAACAGCAAAUGUGGCUGUGCUGUAGUCACAAGUUCCUGUGGACGGUUGAGGAUCAGAUGUGUUAAGAUAAUCAUGUGUUGAGCAGAGGGCAAAUACCUACAAUACACUACUGUUCAAAAGUUUGGCAUCGGUAAGAAAGAAGUCUCU
This is a messenger RNA of Sinocyclocheilus rhinocerous, 2824 nucleotides long. Its product is annotated as segment polarity protein dishevelled homolog DVL-1-like. Bases 121 to 2598 code for a protein of 825 amino acids. The record is from RefSeq and is a predicted model, not a curated record. Gene Ontology annotation, molecular function: frizzled binding. NCBI's taxonomy places the organism in Eukaryota, Metazoa, Chordata, Actinopteri, Cypriniformes, Cyprinidae. Gene Ontology annotation, biological process: intracellular signal transduction; canonical Wnt signaling pathway. The transcript has 17 exons. Gene Ontology annotation, cellular component: cytosol.